AGGCGGUUAGAGAAAUGGGAGGGACCCGACUGAUGUGAUGGGAGGAGCACUGGCUCCUACACGUAGGGAUUUUCCCUGUGACAUGGGGCACCUCGAGAUAAGUUCUGUGGGGGAUUCCCCAGCCCGUCUCCAGAAAUAUCACUCUCGAAGCAGUAGCAGUUUCACUCUGCUCUCACAGUCCAUCCUGUGAAGAGGCACAGUGCUGCUGCUCUCUAAUUUGAAGCAACAAAAGCCAUGCCUACAGCAGCCUACGCUCUGCUCAUCACCCUGUGCAAUGUGUGGUGCUUGGUCCAUGGGGCUGCUGUAGCUGGCCCAGAUGUUGCUGUGAGAUGUGCUGAAGAAGCGCUGCUGCCCUGUAAAGUUCUUCAGGACUCCUUGAUCACCUACCAGACAGUGUCUUGGUACAAAAUGGCUGGAGAUGGUGACGGAGUAGCAUGGAAAAUCCUUGAUGUGGAAUCUCAUUAUCCGAAAGGACUUGGAGGGUCCCUGGAGCUCACCAAUGACACCUUUUCGCUGAGGAUCAGAAACGCUACCAGCCAAAACAGUGGCACAUACAAAUGCACUUGGGGGGAACAGGGAGGAGAACACAAUCUAAGUGGCACCGUCACACUAAAAGUAACAGGUUGCCCUGGAAUAGAAGACGAAAAACUGAAAAAAUAUAAAGCUGAGCUUUUCAUGCUGACUUGCCUCGGGAUUUUUUACUUGCUGCUCAUCUUUUUUACCUGUACAUGCCUAAGAAAAGAGAGUAUGUCUCCCAGUUAUAAGAUCAGCAAAGAUGAGAAACACAUGCUCACCCUCAUCAACGUACAAGAAAUGAAAACUUUCCAGGUUUUAAACGGUGACAGCAUACGCAAAAACGGGGUUACUUCAAGCUCUGUCUAAGUUGAUGUUGUUGACGGCACCGUGGACUCAUCGGUAAAAUAUGACGUGAGAUGGGUAGCUGGGUGGUACGGAGAGGAGAGAAACAAUGACGUACGGCCUCUUCAGGACUGCCUGAUGGUACGGGUAACCCAUCAGUUAUGUGCUUGUGCUGGACAAGCCUUCAAAAAGCACUGGUAUGCACUACAGUAACUUUUGGUGCUAGGUGGCUAACAAAUGCCAUUACAGCUACUCAAUGGUAUCAUGAUGCUGUUAAAGAAGCUGGUAUCAACCUUUCUCACUCUGCCAUGCAGCCCUCUUGUUCUGAGCAAGAUGGACUACUCCUGUGAUAUGAGGACCAGGUUGUAGGGACACCAUGGCAGUGCAAAGCCUGGGUAUUAGGCCUGCCAGUGAACUAAUAGUCCUGCAAAGGCAAACACCACAGCUGCUGCAGUAUUUUCAGAAAAGCUAAGUGUGCAGGGCUUUCUCUGUUCCGCACUACGAGACUGAUCCUGGGAGGAGUUCCUUUACUGCAAAUGAGAUGCGACUUGUACGACAUUCAACUGUGGUGAAGAGGUAGCUUCGUGCUGUUGUCCUGAAUGAUUCAAAUCAACAUGCAUUUUUAAAUCUUGGAGUGACAGACAGGCUGAAGCAUAGGAAGGGAGAAAAUAUUCUAGGAAUCUUUUUGGACUGAGAGGAACUUUUUAUCUCUGCAAGAGCAGGGAUGCACUUGCAUAAUGGGUCCAUCAGUCGUUUCCUAGAGACAUCUCUAGAUAGGUUAAUCCAUAGGGAGCUUCAAGAAGACUGUUAACCUUAAGGAAACAAAAAUAAGAGGGACGCAGCAUGUGAUGUUCAGGAUACACAAAGACAACUUUGUGGUUUAUAAAAUAAGAAGCCAAAUACAUGAAAUGAAGCCUAUGUCAGUCAAAUUACACCAGUGGUGACCAAAUUCACGGCUUGGAGGAAAUCAACCAUGAGUAUCUUUGGGAUGAUUUGGGUCAGCCACGAGACGCAGGAAGAGAAGAUGGGGCAAAUGAACUCCAGAUUUUGGUACUGACAGUGUGUAGUUUAUGUGAAACAAGGCUAUGAGAGAAGCUGAACUCAGACACGCAAUAUAAGGGAGAGGAGACUUAAUCUUUUGGGCUGAGGAAGACGAGACAUUUUGGAGACUGAAAUCAAGUAACCCUACUUCCUGUGCUGCCAGUGCAGAAGGCCAAGCAAGAAGGAUUGAGAGUGACAGUGGGUGUUUAUGCCACCACAUGAGAAUUUGUGCCAAAACAUCAGAAUUUGCAGACACACGAGAACACAAUACCUUCUACAAAACAAACCAACCAAGAAAACAAAAACCCUUUGAAAGCUAAACUGCAGCUCUGGGAUUUUUUUUUUUAUUGCAGUUUGGAAUUCCUGGCUGUGACAAAGAGGCUCUUUCUAUAAUAUUUCAACUAAUUUUGAAGUGUUGAUAGGAGGAAAGCACUGUGCAUCACUAAGUAGCUUCUCUGUGGGAGGGGUAGAUGUGUCUACGUUGAUGGAGUCCAAGGAGCUCCUGACCAGAAGAAUGGUUACAAGGGAUAUGCAAUUUACUUAGGGCAUGGUGAAUUAAUGUCACAUUUGCUUUUUUAUAAUCAAUUUUUACAUAUAAAUGUGUGUAACGUACUUGAAAUAAAAAUUCAGAGGUAACCUACCAUUUGUUUUUUCUGUGCGCCACAUAUGGCAAAUAAUCCCAGCAAUACUCCGUAUCAAUUGCAUUUUAUUUUACAACCAACUUAAUUACAUCAAAUAAUGUAGACGCCUGAUCCAGCCUCUUCUGUGGGAGAUGGCAUGCAUGUGUGAAUAAUUGAUUAAGCAAUGGAUAAUUUUAUGCAUUUCUAAGGAAUUAAGAUCAUUUGAAUUUUCCUCAAAAUUUCACUUUCUUUCAAAAGUACAUUCAAAAACACCUGUCCCCUUCUGACAGGCAAGACAUUAGGACUGUGUUCACUUUUUGACAUGGGUCACCAUCAUGGAUGACCUGCACGUUUAGAUGGCAAUAAUACGAGCUGAAUUGUGGAUGUGUAAUAAUCCCCUAACUAAUGUAGGUAAUUCAUGAUUCUCCAUGUGGCCAGAAAUGUAUAAUGCCUGACAACCAGCUUUUUUACUCUUUUUUUUUUUUUUCUUUUUAUUUAUUUAUUUAUUUUUAGGACAGUGGACAAGGGGAAAGAAGAGGUAAUUCACUUGAAAGAGGCUGAUAAUAGUUGUUUCAGCAACAAAGGCUGAAACACUUUUAAAAUUAUUUCUACAGAUGUAUAAAUAGCAUCAGAUCAGAUAGGACUGAAUGAAAAAUGAGACUUUGUGUAAACAACUAUGCCCCCCCUCUUUUUAUUUUUUUUUUUCCUGAGCCAAACUGUCUGCAAUACAGAAGAUUGGGCCUGAGGCUAAACACUGGGAGUCAAAUUUCAGACUCAGAAGUUUCAGGCUGGUUGAUUCUGAAGAUUUGCUGUAGGCCCAGCUGUGCUGAAGAAGUGAUUAUGUUCAAGGCCACUUAAAUGUGUUAAAAGAGUUUAGAAAGAAUAAGCAGUGAUAAAGCCUUAUGCUUGACUGAAUCACAGAGCUGGAAAGAAACAGGCAGCUUCCUAAAGUGGUGAAGGUGCCUGGACAUCUGGGAUGUAGAGAAACUGUUAAUGAAUGUAAAUGAAACAAUGAAUGUAAAGAAACUAAUAAAACUAUUAAUAAUGAGAACCAGACACCUGAAAGAUAAAAGCUAGUAUAUUAGAGGGGCUUCAGCACUAACACACACACACACACAAGAACCCAAAUGCCAUGCCUUGGCUGACAGUCUUACAGAGUCAGCUACACAUUUCUCAGCAUUCUGUCUCAGAAGAGAUGUUCUUUUCCUUGUAAUGUGGACCUGUGAAGCUAAAUAGCCUAUUUCAAACUUACUGCCCCAGCUAGCCCAGCACACACGGGCAUGAGCACAUGCACAUAUUUUUCAGACUUUUAACACCCCAGUAUGGCACAUCUGUCUGUUGCACAAUCUAGAGGCUGUUUUGAUUAUACAAAAUAAUUGCUUUCUUGGACAGAAACAUUUGUUUUCUUCACCACCACUCUUCUUAUUGAUGCCUUUAGUUUUGUAGAUACUAUAUUAACAUACGUGCAUGCUAGAACCAUUCUUUGUACUACUUUCUUACAAUACUCUUUAGAUCAGGAAAAGAUCUUCAGUUGAUCUCAAUAAGCCCAUGAGG
This is a messenger RNA of Cygnus olor (mute swan), 4073 nucleotides long. It is a transcript of the gene CD83, whose product is annotated as CD83 molecule. The record is from RefSeq and is a predicted model, not a curated record. Bases 235 to 882 code for a protein of 215 amino acids. The transcript is spliced from 5 exons. Lineage: Eukaryota; Metazoa; Chordata; Aves; Anseriformes; Anatidae.